Messenger RNA from Phaeoacremonium minimum UCRPA7, 1779 nucleotides. Its product is annotated as putative transporter protein smf2 protein. Gene Ontology annotation, cellular component: membrane. The transcript has 4 exons. Bases 1 to 1779 code for a protein of 592 amino acids. Gene Ontology annotation, molecular function: manganese ion transmembrane transporter activity; cadmium ion transmembrane transporter activity. The record is from RefSeq and is a predicted model, not a curated record. NCBI's taxonomy places the organism in Eukaryota, Fungi, Ascomycota, Sordariomycetes, Togniniales, Togniniaceae. Gene Ontology annotation, biological process: iron ion transport; intracellular manganese ion homeostasis.
AUGAACUGCCCCUCCAGAACCGACGAGGUCCCUGAGGCCGAUGGUCACAACCAGAACCCCAAUGCUCUGUCCAACGACUUGACCACCAACCAGGACCUCAAUGGCAUCGCAAACUCCAGAGUCCUGCGUGGCGGGGACUCGCUAUCGAUACAGUCGGCCGGCCAAGCAGUCGAGGCCGACAGGGUUCCGCAAUCGGUCGAUCCACACAGCGACGAGAAGCACCAGAGGAUCACGAAUACGUCGGCUGCGAUUGGCCAGCCUCCCACCGGGGGGGUUGCAGCCGCUCGCCUGAAGAAGGUCAUUGUUACGUUUGGCAAGUUUGUCGGUCCUGGUUUCAUGAUUGCUGUUGCAUACAUCGAUCCUGGAAACUACGCAACCGAUAUUGCAGCUGGAGCCUCGUACCGUUUCCGCCUUCUUUUCAUUGUUCUAUUGAGUAAUCUCUUCGCCAUCUUCCUGCAGAGUCUCUGCAUCAAGCUCGGCACUGUCACGGGCCUCAACCUUGCAGAGGCUUGCCGUGCAUUUCUUCCCCGAUGGCUCAACUAUGUACUCUAUGCGAUGGCAGAAGUUGCCAUUAUUGCCACGGACAUAGCUGAGGUCAUUGGUACUGCCAUUGCCAUUAAUUUGCUAAUUCCUAAGAUACCCCUGGUCGCUGGAUGCGCCUUAUCAAUUCUUGAUGUAAUGGUCAUCCUCUUCUUUUAUCAACCCAACGGUGCCAUGAGAGGUCUCAGAGCUUUCGAGUUCUUCGUCGUUCUCUUGGUCCUAGGCGUUGUCAUAUGCUUCUGUAUUCAAUUGUCUAUGAUUGACGACACCCCUGUUGGCGAUGUAUUCAAGGGGUACCUGCCAUCGAGCGCCAUUGUCGAACGGAAAGGUCUCUACCAAGCAUGUGGUAUUCUCGGUGCAACAGUCAUGCCACAUAGUCUCUACCUUGGCUCGGGCAUUGUUCAACCCCGUCUGCGAGACUACGACGAGAAAAAGGGGCUGCUCCCUCCCGAGCCGCGCUCUUCAGCCUCUUCGACUCACGAGGACACUGACAAAGCGGCUUAUAUGCCCUCUCUAUCCGCCAUUCAGCAUUCUAUGAAAUACUCCAUUACAGAGCUGGCAAUAUCUCUCUUCACCUUCGCGCUGUUCGUCAACUCCGCUAUCCUUAUCGUCGCCGGCGCUUCCCUCUACCAGAACGAAGAGGCUCAGAGCGCCGACAUCUUCGGCAUCCACGAUCUCCUCAGCAAGAGCCUAUCCCCGGCGGCCGGCACCGUCUUCGCCCUCGCGCUGCUCCUGUCCGGCGUGUCGGCCGGCAUCGUGUGCACCAUCGCGGGACAAAUGGUCAGCGAGGGCGCGCUGAACUGGUCGCUGCGCCCGUGGCUGCGCCGCCUCGUGACCCGCUCCAUCAGCAUCACGCCCAGCAUCAUCAUCGCCGGCGCCGUGGGCCGCACCGGCCUCGACGCCGCGCUCAACGGCUCCCAGGUCGCCCUCAGCGUCGUCCUGCCCUUCGUCACCGCGCCCCUCAUCUACUUCACCUGCCUCAACAAGUACAUGACCGUGCUGCCCGGCAACGCGCGCCUCUACGUCCCCGGCGACCCCGAGGGCAACGGGCUGCGCGUCGGCAUCGCUGCUGCGGUGGGGAGCGGCGGCGGCUCUGGUGCGACUAGUCUGCAGGGCGGCGUCCCUGGCUCGGUCAAGAUGGCAAACUCUAUCUGGGUUGCCGUCCUUGCUGUUAUAAUCUGGCUCAUCAUUGCUGCUAUGAACGUGGCUAACUUGGUGCUGCUGGGCAAGGGCGACUAG